Messenger RNA from Necator americanus (New World hookworm), 5166 nucleotides. RefSeq lists its product as uncharacterized. Gene Ontology annotation, cellular component: Set1C/COMPASS complex. The coding region runs from base 1 to 5166 and encodes 1721 amino acids. Gene Ontology annotation, molecular function: protein binding; RNA binding; histone H3K4 methyltransferase activity. Lineage: Eukaryota; Metazoa; Nematoda; Chromadorea; Rhabditida; Ancylostomatidae. The transcript has 38 exons. The record is from RefSeq and is a predicted model, not a curated record.
AUGCGAUCGUCAACGGCUGAAGCGGGCGAUCGCAAGGCGGCGCCCGCACCUCGGCCGUCUCACGGUCCUGGACCGCCCCGGCCGCAUCCUCCACACGGUGUUCAACAAGGACCUCGUAAUUACAAGACUUUGUAUGACAAGGAACUUGGCGCUAAAGAAACUAUCCGUAGAUAUAAUGGUCAUAUUCCUGGUCAUCCUAAAUACGAUGUUAAGCUACCUCUAUCCGAUCCUCGGAAUCAUUAUAUACAGUUCCGAACGAUCGCUCAAGCAGACCUUGUUGUGCCAUCAUUUACGGUGGACAGAAACACCGUAUUUUAUCCUAAAGUGGAGGUGGCAAUGUUUGAUUUGAACGACAAUGUUAACAAAGCAUUUUUACAACAGUUAGCCAACAAAGUUGCUCCUCCUAUCGAUCUGGAAGUAUUUUAUCAUCCGAUUACUAAGAAACACAUGGGAAUGGCAAUGAUUGUAUUCUCUACCUAUGAAGAGGCUCGAAGAUUUGUGCACGAAUACAAUAUGAGGACCGUAAUGGGCAGUCAGGUUUCUUGCUGUCAUGAUCCUUACUUUACUCUGUUGAGUCAGCGUUAUGAAGACGCAACUGGUGAAGAAAUGCGCAUCCCGGUGCAUCUGAAAGGAUUGGAAGAGACCAUUCUAAACACGCGAAGAAGCCAUUUUGCAAUGAAAAAUGAAGUACUACAACGAGGACGUCCGUCUUCUUCAUCGCUUUAUGCAGCGGAACAAACUGAACAUGUCGAUAUGGACAUGGAGUCACCAACAGUUCCUUCCGUUGAUGUAAUUCAACGAGGUCUCGAUAAGCGUAACACUCCAUGCACUCCAGUGCCUGAAGUUUCCACACCUAGAAAUGAGAUCUUGGUUAGGGGCACCAACACGCCUGCGCGCCCUCGUACUCCUCCAAUGGAGCCGCCUAUAACGACAUCUGCUCCACCGACAGUGCCGCUUCCAGCCGUAGUUCCGCCUCCGAAUGCGUUCCUCCCGCAGAUCCCCCCUCCUAUGAUACCUCCUUUCCAUCCCGGUACCGUUAACGCAGAAGAUCGAGCAAGUACCAGCUCGGGAGGUCCCACUAAUUUUCAACAGAACACUUGGAGUAACCCAACUCACUGUAACUCCUUCAACAUGUAUGGAAUGAUAAAUAACUGUUUGCCAACUUUCCCAUUGCUACCAUGGCCACCCUAUGAUCCGUUCCAAGGAACUAGCAAUUUUGAUCCACCAAUAAAUCCUAUGAUUUCGCCAGAACAAUCUCCGACAUGGAAAGGUUGUGGUACGAAGCAGAAUCACGGAUAUGCAGGCUUUUGUGAGGAUCGUCGAGUCUGCAUGUGGUCCCGUCAUGGGCGUGCUGGAUUCGAAAACGAUCUUUGGGAUGAGCGAACUCGUCCCCAAACUCCUCAUUCUGUUCAGUACAGCGAUGAUAAAAGGUGCAGACCUUAUUCUGGAGGAAAUUUCGGAAACCUGAAACCUUGGGAACGGAAGAGUCGCAAUCGAGUAAAGUGUGGAUCAUGGAGGAGACGUAAUUGCGAUCCACGAUCUAAAAAAUUCUAUAGAAGAGACGGAUUUGUCGUAAGACGCUACUACUAUGAGCAGAAGUCACCAGAUCGCUUCUCAGAAGGACCCAGUGAAGACCACAAUAACAAUGAUAGUAGGAAUUUGGAAUUGGAAAAUUUAGCUUCUCCAUUACGGAAGAAAAGUAGAUGGGAUGAUCCUGGCAAUGAUUUUAUUUCGUCGCAGUCGCAACCAGGGCCGAGUGGUGCGCCUAUACCACCAAUUCCCCCGAUUCCCCCAGUUUUUGGUAUGACCUAUCCACCGCCACCUCCUUACUCAGCGGUACCAGCGGAUGGUUCCGCUAUUUUCCCACCAGGAUACCCUCAUCCAUCGAUAGGUGCUCCUGUCGCCAAUGUUGCUGAAGAGAAAGCGACAACUUCACAGUCAGAACCGCCGCAAGAGUCUCGUCGUGGAAAAAGAGAGAACCGCAGUCGACCUCAUAAGAAGAAGAAGAAGAAGCGAAGAAGGCGCUCAUCUGACUCUUCCUCGAGUUCAACUUCAGGUUCUUCGCUGAAUAUAGGGGAAUAUCUGCGGGUAGAAAAGAAGGAAAUGAGCACGAAAUAUAUUUCGCGGGAACGUGAAGGGCGGGAAAAAACUAUUGUCGAAGAAAUAAAAACAAUUACCAAAAGAAAGAAGUACACAGUAACAGAGUCUAAGCGGAAUGAUAUCAAGCAUCAACUUCAGCAAACACCUGGUUUGCAAAAGAUAAGCAGCGAUGAGUCGGACGAGAAGGCAGAAGUUGAGGAGGAAAAGUUCGAGAAAGAACAGAGCCCGUCUCCUUCGAAAAUCAGCGAGAAAGAAAAGAAAAUAGAAGGCCAUCGAUGGAGCAGCAGUUCCACUGAUUCUGAUGUUGAACUAACCUUAAAGAAAGAUAAGAAGACCGAAAAAACAUUAUCAGCUUCGUCUUCGCAUCACGACUUAUCUUCUCGUACACCAGUACCACCAAUAGUGGCUCCACCGGCACCGCCUCCAGUUGUAUUUAGUCCUGAAACCCAUUCGUUACCUCAUGUAGCUGCUCCUGUUGUAUCAACACCAACACUACCUCCUCCACCUACUAUGGGCAUACCUCUGCCGCCACCUGGAGCCAAUAUACCACUACCUCCAACACAUCUCCCGCCACCACCGUUUCCUCUGCCUCCUAUGAAUCCCGCAAUACCAUUAGGCGCACCUGCGUUUAAUCCUUUAUUACCUCCACCAAACUUCUGUCCGCCACCACCUCAAGUUUAUGUGAAGCGAGAUUUCCCUAAAGUUGCACUUCGUUUUGUGGAAGAACCUCCUUCUUGUCCAACCACAUCCACGCCAUCAACGUCUUCCCAUCAAACUCUUGCCGAUCGUGUUGCUAGCAUUUUCGGUGCCGAUGUUGGAGGACAGUCCAGGAAUGCGCGGCCUGGAUCUAGCAUAUCUCAACGGCAAGGGUCGGAUGAUGCUGUCUGCGAUGACGUUGAUGACAUGGAUGUCGACGUCGGAUCUUCGAUCUCUCCACCUCCGGAGGGAUUGAUGUCGACGAGCCCGGUAGAUCAAAUGCGAAGAAAUGGGAAGGAGCCACGAAGAACUCGGCAAGGAACAGCUGACAAAGAAAAGAGACAAUUCGCAAAGAAUGUAGCUGUUGUGCGAGAGGCUACCGAAAAGACUAUAGGUGAAGAAAUCGUUGAUGUUGUCACAAAGGACUUUUACAAACGAGUGGAAGGUGUCAGCUUCGAGAUUUUGGAAGAAGUUCUAGCUGAAAUUCGCCACGAAUUGGAGGAACAGAAGCGUAAUGAGGCUCAAGAAGCAUUGCGGGCACAGGCUCAAAUGGUUACACCAGAGAAGCCAAGUGAUGUGGCUCAGUUGUGUAGUCCGCUCUCUGCUAGCUUGAAUGCUACCCCUGAGAAGCUCGGUGCUUUUCCAUUCACCAUUAACAUGCCAAAAUUGCCAAGUUUCCGAAGAAAAGUACGACCACCAUCACCUGAAUCGGAAUCUGAGACGAGAAGCCCUCUUGUUCGAAAAUGUGACGAAGAAUCUGAUGAUUCCGAUGUAGCACAUAAAAGUUCAUCUAGCAGCCAGAAUUCCUCUGAAUCGUCUGAUGAGGUCGUACUUCGGAGGAAGGGACAAGCGCAACGUAAUCGGUCAUUAUCUGCCUCCGGAUCAGAGUCAUCAAGUGAGCUUUCCUCCAACGAAUCUGAGCAUCAGUCGAGGAAAUCAUCUCAAUCGUCCAAAUCUGUGCAAAAGCUGGACACACCGUCUGUCGUUGCCUCCACGGCUGUUUCCACGGCAUCGAGCGUAGCGUCUUCUUCAGAAAGCACACCGCCCAGCGACGAUGAAGAACGUGAUGCUUCAACGAUCACUGAGGAGCCCAUUCCUGUACCGAUUGUUGAGCCAGAAGUAGAGAAAGAGGAUUUGACACCUUUAUGGGAAAAGAUACUUGGUGAUACUUCUCUGGAUUGGUCGGAAGGACUUCCAAGAACGCUUUACCAUGUCAGUCUUACUGAACACUGCUACUUCAAGCUACCAGAAAAUGAAAAGAAGACCGGGGAAGAGAAUGCGAAAGACGUCACAGUUCAGGUGCAAGUAAGAGUAGAGGAUAAGCAAGAAAAGGUUCCCGCACCUCCUAAGAAGACUAAAGCCACAAAAGUCGAUCGCGAGCUUCUUAGACUCUUUCCCGCUGUUGAAAUUCGAGCCCCUCCGAAGCCGAAAGUAAUCUACCCACCGUGGACCGAUGAAGAGCGAAAACGACACAUAUAUUGUUGGGAUUGCUGCUUCGAUCCGGAAGAUCAGGAGUACCUAAGGCAAGCAUGGACCGAUUUACAGCCGGCAGGUGACGAUGCGAAGCCACCUCCUUGGAUACGACCAGUCCGUUUCAACUUCAGGUCGUGGGCAGACAAGCCUCGACUUUUGGAUAAACCUGUGAAGAAGGGGCGUGUGGACCAAUAUUUUGCUGACGGAGAAUUGGAUGGAAUUCUUCCGAUUGAGGGCGGAUGUGCUCGUACUCGUGGCUACUUCAAGAUGACAGCGAAGGAGAAGCGAAGCCUUAUCAGAAGACCCGAAGAUGAACAACGGGACAAGACCGUCAUCAACGAAAGGGACGAAGCUGCGGUACGACACAAUCUUGUGUUGACCAAAGAAUCUCGAUCGAUGCAUCGUCGUCUGCUUACAACCAUGGGUGACGCGAACACAGAUUUCUUCAAAGUCAAUCAACUUAAGUAUCGCAAGAAGAUGAUUAAAUUUGCGCGGUCAAGAAUUCACGGUUGGGGAUUAUAUGCAAUGGAAGCAAUCGCUCCUGAUGAUAUGAUUGUUGAAUACGUUGGACAGAAGGUACGCAAUACUGUGGCAGAUGUUCGUGAGAAGGCAUACGAGAGACGAGGCAUUGGCAGCAGUUACUUAUUCCGUAUUGAUGACACCACAGUCAUUGAUGCCACUCGUAUGGGAAAUUUCGCUCGGUUUAUAAACCAUUCCUGCCAGCCAAACUGUUAUGCAAAAGUGGUCACAGUGGAUGGUGACAAGCGUAUUGUGAUUUACAGCAAGACACUUAUUAAUAAAGGCGAUGAAAUCACAUAUGAUUAUAAGUUUCCAAUUGAAGAUGACAAAGUUGAUUGUUUAUGUGGUGCUCCAAACUGUCGUGGAACCCUCAACUGA